AUGGCAAACCCAGAACCUGUAGUGGCAGCAAAGGAGAUGAUCCAAGUGAACCCUGUCUCAAGAAAGCCUCGUAUUCUUCUUGCUGCUAGUGGAAGUGUGGCUGCCAUAAAGUUUGGUAACCUCUGUCACUGUUUUUCAGAUUGGGCAGAUGUAAGAGCAGUUGUCACAAUGGCAUCUUUGCACUUCAUUAAUAAAGCAUCACUGCCCAAGGAUGUAAUUCUUUUCACUGAUGAGGAUGAGUGGUCCAGUUGGAACAAGAUAGGUGAUAGUGUGCUUCACAUUGAACUCCAUAGAUGGGCUGAUAUUAUGGUUAUUGCUCCAUUAUCAGCAAAUACCCUAGGCAAGAUUGCUGGGGGACUUUGUGACAAUUUACUGACCUGCAUUGUCCGAGCAUGGGAUUUCAGCAAGCCAUUCUUUGUUGCACCAGCCAUGAAUACGUUUAUGUGGACCAAUCCUUUCACGCAACUACAUCUCACAGCAAUUGAAGAACUUGGAAUUUCGGUCAUCCAGCCUGUCACAAAGAAGCUAGCUUGUGGGGAUUACGGGAACGGUGCAAUGGCAGAAAUUUCUAUAAUCUGCUCAACUGUAAGACUCUUCUUAGAGUCACGGAAUCAACAAAGUAGUUAAAAUGUUCAGCAAAUAGUAUCAUAACAGAGUUGUGUAACUUCGUAG
Messenger RNA from Ziziphus jujuba (common jujube), 672 nucleotides. Its product is annotated as phosphopantothenoylcysteine decarboxylase. The record is from RefSeq and is a predicted model, not a curated record. Gene Ontology annotation, biological process: coenzyme A biosynthetic process. The transcript has 2 exons. Gene Ontology annotation, molecular function: phosphopantothenoylcysteine decarboxylase activity; FMN binding. Gene Ontology annotation, cellular component: phosphopantothenoylcysteine decarboxylase complex. Bases 1 to 627 code for a protein of 208 amino acids. Lineage: Eukaryota; Viridiplantae; Streptophyta; Magnoliopsida; Rosales; Rhamnaceae.